Messenger RNA from Helobdella robusta, 1923 nucleotides. RefSeq lists its product as hypothetical. The transcript has 3 exons. Gene Ontology annotation, biological process: negative regulation of translation; protein polyubiquitination; proteasome-mediated ubiquitin-dependent protein catabolic process. Gene Ontology annotation, molecular function: translation repressor activity; ubiquitin protein ligase activity. Bases 1 to 1923 code for a protein of 640 amino acids. The record is from RefSeq and is a predicted model, not a curated record. NCBI's taxonomy places the organism in Eukaryota, Metazoa, Annelida, Clitellata, Rhynchobdellida, Glossiphoniidae.
AUGAAAGACAUAUCAUUGAGUAAUUUGAUGGCAGAAAAAAACAGGAACCAAAUUUUGAAAUUCAAAGAUGUUAACAGUAAACUUCCAAGCUGCGGAAGCAACGAAAAGAUGCGUCCGAAAACAAGCAAUGAUUGGUCAGUUGUUACCAGAACAAGACGGCCUACAGCUAAAAAGAUAUUUUCACGGGAAAAUAAUGAAUCAAUAAAAAAUGGGAAAAAAAGUUAUAUCAACUGUAAUAACCAUUUAGUGUCAAAUAAGACAAGAGAAGAUGACAAAUAUGCUUUAGGAGACAAGUUAUUAAAACGUGAAUUACUUUAUUUUUUUAAAUCCGUUGUUAGACCUUUCGGCGGCGGAAACCGUCUUUGUAAAAAUGCAGAAAACCAGUUAAUAUUGUCAGAUACUAAUAUCAACAAGAUAAAAAUUUUUGAUUUGAGCGGAAACUUGGAAACCAUUGUAGGUUCGCCCGAAAGUGGAACACCUUUAGAAUCUCCUGACAGAAUAUAUAUGUGUCCACGAACUAGAGUAAUGGUUGUCGUCGAAAGACCUCCUUACAGAAUGAUCAAGGUUUUGGUGGCUUUGUUCCCAAUAACCUCCUUCAGUUACGAAGCAACAAAUCCGGAAGAUAUAUGCAUGGACAGCAGCUUCAAAAUUUUUCUUCUGGACUCCCCGUCCAAGAUAAUUUAUAUAUAUGAUACAACGGGAGUGUUGUUGAAUGUCUUACAUUGCCCAGAUUUCCUCUACCCAUGCAACAUUGAUGUCAAUCAACACGAAGAACUGUUCGUCUGCGAUAAGGAGAGACAUUGCGUAGAGGUGAUUAAUUACAAAGGAAAAAAACUACGAACUAUAGGUGGAGAAGGAAUAACAGAUUUUCCGAUUUUCAUUAAGGUUGGAAAAAACGACGAAGUGAUUAUAUGCAACAAUUACAAUAUUUUAAAAAUAACAAUCUUCAACAGAAUGGGUGAUGAGAUACUGGUUGCAUUGCAAUCAAUGUUGAGAUUGGAGAAACUUCUCGAUGUGACCAUCACCUGUAAUGGACGAGUUUUUGUUUCUACAAGUGAUGGUGAUUUGGUCAUGAUGGAAUUCCCUUUUAUAGCUUUCGACAAAUUGAAAUGGAAAAGAAUUCAAAUAAAGAACAAAAGGAAAAAAAUGGAAUAUUGGGAGCAUGAGUAUCCAGAAAACGCAGAAAAUGAAGUUUGGAAAAAUGGUACUGUAGGUCGUUCUCUUACAAAGAAUGUUGAAUUUAGCGAUGAAAAAUCAUUCAACGAAUUUUCAGUGAAAAGACUGAUAAUUGAAAACAGUGAACGCGAGUUUCCAAAUGAAAGUGAAAACCUCAAAGACGGUAUCUGGCAUUUUAAGAAAAAAUGUUUGAACGACCAAAUUUCAGUCGAAAAUGAACAGUAUGAAGAAAACAAAAGAAUAAAGUUAUAUAACAACGAUACCACGGCUGAAAAUGAAAGCACAGAAGACGAUAUAUGGGACAUGUCUUUUGUGACAAAUGUUAAAGUUAAAAAUGAAGAGUUGUUUGACAAUAUCUUGGCGCAAAGUCAACAGUUUGAAAGCUGCGAAAGAAUGCUUUUUGAAAAGAGUGAAUAUGCGUUACCAGUUGAAAGUGAAAGCGUGGAAAAAGAUAUUUCUUUUACAGAGCAUGUCGGAGUUAACAAUGAUGAGUCAUUUAACCAUAUUUCGAUAGAUAUUAAACAUUUGGAAGAAAACGGAAUCACGCCAUUUGAGAACAUAGAUGCCUCAGCUCGAAUCAACCAAGAUGAUGGUUGGAGCACUUCUUUUUUGAAAAAUAUUCAUAUACGGAAUAUGUGGAACAACAGCACUCCAACUCAAAACGUGGCAAAGAAUAUCUGGAGUAACGUUGUCUUAGAACAUGACAUGGAUAAUCACAUUCGCAACAUAUGGAGCGAUAAAAUGUAG